This is a messenger RNA of Trifolium pratense (red clover), 1543 nucleotides long. RefSeq lists its product as uncharacterized. The record is from RefSeq and is a predicted model, not a curated record. Bases 167 to 1348 code for a protein of 393 amino acids. Lineage: Eukaryota; Viridiplantae; Streptophyta; Magnoliopsida; Fabales; Fabaceae. The transcript is spliced from 4 exons.
AGAAUUUAAUAUUCUUGCAAGUUGUAAAUUCUACUACGUCGUCAUCAUGCGUUCAUAACUCACUAAAUCACACUUUCUAUUUUAUUUUUUUUUUAACUCAUCACCGUCCUUUUACUAAUACGACACCGUACCCCACCACCGAACAUGACCGCACCGACGACACCAAAUGUCACUUUCACACCCCCUAACGCUCCCAUCUUACCGCCGACGAUCCCCUCCGAUGUCAAACCUCCACACCGCCACUAACUCCUCCUCCUUCACCAUGUCGCCGGAAUCCACUUCCCUCAAUUUUCGACACAUUCUCACCGCAGCGCUGUUAUUCGCCACCGUUUCUCUCUCUUGCUUACUCCUCUUCAGAGACGCUGAUUACUCUUACUUCUCUUCCUCUUAUUCCUUUCCACGUUUUCCAACCGGUUUCCCUUUCGCUUCCGAUGAUUCCGUAGCGACUAGCAAUGAAUAUCCACUUGAAAAGAUUCUGAAUGAGGCUGCUAUGGAAGACAAAACUGUUAUAUUGACCACAUUAAAUGAUGCAUGGGCUGCACCAAAUUCAGUCAUUGAUCUUUUCCUGGAGAGCUUUAGAAUUGGAGUUCAUACUCGCAAGCUUUUGAAUCAUUUAGUAAUUAUUGCAUUGGACCAGAAGGCAUUUAUACGCUGUCAGGCUAUACAUACCUAUUGCUUUUUGCUUGUUAGUGAAGGUAGUGAUUUUCGUGAAGAGGCAUACUUUAUGACUCCUCGCUAUUUGAAGAUGAUGUGGAGACGGAUUGAUUUCUUGCGUUCAGUUCUUGAGAUGGGAUACAAUUUUGUAUUCACGGAUGCUGAUAUCAUGUGGUUUAGGGACCCAUUUCCACGGUUUCACCACAGUGCAGAUUUCCAAAUAGCGUGUGAUCAUUUCACAGGUAUUUUUGACGAUGUACAUAACAGACCCAAUGGAGGGUUCAACUUUGUAAGGUCCAAUAAUAGGUCAAUACAAUUUUAUAAAUUCUGGUACUCCUCACAAGAAACCUAUCCUGGAUACCACGAUCAGGAUGUACUCAACUUCAUCAAGAUUGACCCUUUCAUUAAUGAUAUCGGACUGAAGAUGAUAUUCUUGGAUACAGCUAAUUUUGGUGGGCUUUGUGAACCAAGUAGAGAUUUAAAUCAAGUAUGUACUAUGCAUGCAAAUUGUUGUUAUGGUAUGGAUAGUAAGCUUCACGAUCUGAGAAUUAUGCUUCAGGAUUGGAAACAUUAUUUGACCUUGCCUCCAAGUUUAAAGAGAUUGUCAAUUAUAUCCUGGAGGGUUCCUCAGAAAUGCAGCCUUGAUUCCCUCAAGACCAGCGGUUCACCAGAGAAGAGUGUUGAAGAAGAUUAAAGUUCUCAUUUCGCAUGUUAGUUUCCCUUCCCAUACAUCGAUUGGAUAUUCAAAUGGAAUCCGCAAAACGAAAGGUUUUUAUUUUUUCAGGUUAGCUUAGUAAACGAUAAGAAUUGAACUAUAAUAAUGCUAUUAAUGUAUAGACAGCUCUAGCCAGUAUAAAUUUGAAAAGAAAAGUCAAUUUUGUUAAACUAA